UCAAACCACAAACAUGAACACAAUUCUGUUUUUUGCUGUUUGUUUGGCUGUAAUAGCCGUGGCUCUGUCAAUAUCAUGCGGAACUGAUGUCAACAACGACUGCCGCCACAUUAAAUGCGAACCAGACGACGAUUACGAACGUGCUUGCGUCAACGGCACGUGCACAUGCAUUGCCAGCAGAUGUCAUAAAGCGUCAUGCAGCGGACGUCCAGACAACUGUAAACACGACACCGGCGUCCACGGCUGUACCUGUGACCACGACUGGCACUGCAUCGACGGCCACUGCGCCUGUGGAUUCCACGUUGUCGGUUAGGUCAGGGAAGGACAGUGGUGCCUAAACUCAGUGCUAAGACAUAAGCUGAUCUAAUGGAAGAAUGGAAGACCAAAAAAUACAUUCCUAAUAUAAUUUGUACUGUUUUGUUUUUGUUAAUAAAAAUAGUAAAAUAA
Molecule: messenger RNA, 447 nt
Organism: Gigantopelta aegis
Lineage: Eukaryota; Metazoa; Mollusca; Gastropoda; Neomphalida; Peltospiridae
Product: metallothionein-B-like
Exons: 4
Coding region: 14-313 (99 amino acids)
Source: RefSeq, a predicted model, not a curated record